ACCAGGAACCCUAAAUAAAAAAUUCGCAUUCAUUCCAUGUCAGCGAAAUUAGCGAGAGCUCACUCCUUUUAUCGUUCCCUAUUGACAUUGCGUAAUCCGCCUUUGAUUACAGGUCCUAGUUUUCAUAAAAAACUAAAAAAAAUUUCACAACCAAACAAAACACUAAUAAUUUCCAUUCACUCUUGUCCUCUUCCACCCGUCACGCCGCCUCUGCUCCCUGAACUUUUUAAUCGGCUUUCCUUCUCGCCGGCAUCCCGCCAUCGUUCACUGCAGUCGCCAGAGGAUUCCGCCGGGAAUUAGGUUUUUUUUUUUCCGAUUUUGGAAUUAUGACUGACUAAUUUGGGCAAGAAGCGGAGAAAACCAACAAAUGGCACGGAAAAAACACCAAACAUGUUGACUCUCGAUUUAUGUAUCGUAAUGAAUGAAAAUAAAGUAGAAGCAAAUAAUGGGACCACUCGCCUCCCAUCAGAUCCUCUUCUCCAAUGGAGCAAAUGGCAGUUACUCGAUUCCAUUCUCCCAACGGGAGGAUUCGCCCAUUCCUUUGGUCUCGAGGCCGGAAUGCAAUCGCGCAUAGUCUCCCACCCUGAAGACCUUGAAACACACGUAAUCCACGUCCUCGAGAACACCGCAAGUCUCCUCCUUCCUUUCGUCUACUCCGCCACAAUAUCGCCAGAUGUUGACACGUGGCAACAUCUCGACGCCAUUUUAGACGCUACACUAACAAACGAAGUGAGCCGAAAGGCAUCGGUUUCACAGGGAUCGGCAUUGAUGAGGGUAUCGGCUUCGGUUUUCUCUGAGAUUCCAGCUCUGAAGAUGAUGAGAAACGUGGGGUUAAGCGGUCGGAAUGUGUGGUUCCACCAUGCCCCGGUUUUUGGGGUGGUUUGUGGGUUGAUUGGGUUGGAUGGGGAAACGGCUCAGAGGGCGUAUUUGUUUGUGACGAUGAGAGAUGUUAUAUCGGCGGCAACCAGGCUGAACCUGGUGGGGCCGCUUGGUGCCGCCGUGUUGCAACACCAGGUCGCGGUGGUUGCCGAGGAGGUUUUGAAGAAGUGGAAGAACCGGGAAGCGGAUGAAGCGUGUCAAACGAGUCCGUUGCUUGAUACAGUGCAAGGGUGCCACAGCUACCUGUUUUCAAGGCUUUUCUGUUCAUGACUUGUAAGACUACGACUGUGACUGACUGAUAUGAGUUAGACAAAAAUUGUAAACAUUUGCCUUUGUUUCAUGGUCAGUUGUCCUUAUCAAACAUAUGUUUCACCUUCUGCAUUCUAUUCAAAUUUUCUAGUAAUGGGAACACAGACCUGAGGAAGAGGAAUAUGAUUAAAGGAAAUUAGAAUAGUAGAAGUCCUCUCAUUAGUCGCUCUUUUGAUUAAACCUAAAAUAUUCCUCAAUGAAGUCUUCAAUUAUUAGUGGCAAUAGUAUGUAAUAGGGAAGUUUGUAUUGUAGCAUGCUAGCAUUACGAUCUAUUGUAAUAGGAUGGAUGAAAAAGGUAGCAUGUAAGCUGCACUUUUGUAAUACAUUUAACACCUUUUAUGAAUGAAAUAUGACUGGA
Molecule: messenger RNA, 1546 nt
Organism: Lactuca virosa
Lineage: Eukaryota; Viridiplantae; Streptophyta; Magnoliopsida; Asterales; Asteraceae
Source: the annotation of a GenBank genome assembly